AUGACUUUAAACGAGGAAAACGCUGCACACCCAUACAUACAACUUGUGUCUGACAUAACUGGUUCUGCGUUAGGAAAAUUAGUAAAUAUAACAGUGCACGACGUAAGUGGUGUCAGAUAUUCAAAGGAACUCCUUUUGUUUGCUAAAACCCCAAUGGAGUUACCAAAAUCAGUGCCAAAACUAAACAGAAGUGUAUUAUUUUCCGUUGGAUCAAAUUUGCAGGGAAAAUAUUUCAAUAACUUUUUAACUGAAAAUGAUAUAUUCGACUUAUUUUUGAAACCUACUUACAUAAGCUCAAUGGACUACAGAUCGAUGUUUGAAAAUGACGAUUUUGUGUUCCUUUUGUUUAACCAAAAUUCAAAAGCAAAGUUAGCCAAAUUGUGUAAAUCAAUAGAUAAAUAUAAUCCUAAAAGAGUAUACGAAGACAUUCCAAUUUAUUGCAAAGACGGAAAUAAAACUUUCGAUGUGAUUGUGGAUGGAAAGUUUAUCAAUGCAUCAGGUGACCGAUAUCUAACCGCCAUUUUUACAAACUUUGCUGCAGGAUCUUCUGCUCUUUGUAUGUUUUCAGAAUUUGAAAUUUACGACGCAUUUCUGAAGUCCAGAAGAGAUAGAUAUGGUUGUCCUUAUCAUGAUCUACCGAACAACGAAUUGAUAUUUGAUGAUUCACAGAAUUUGCCUAAAUGUGUAUAUUUGUUACUAAGUGAAAGUGAGUUAUUCUCUGGAAUUUCUGAUGCAUUCAAAAAGCAGUGUUUCUGCAAUAAUGUGACCAAUAUGGUACCACAGUUUGGUAUUGUAAUUGGUAUUUUGCCACUUUUCGGAAAAUCCGUUUACGGAACACAGAAUGUGAUAACAGUUAUUGGAGAUCAGAUAGUGGAUGAAUUUACAUUACUUUACCUUGGGACGCAUGAAGGAAGCGUAAUAAAGUUACUUGUGAACAAAACGUUUUCUGUACACUACAUCGAAACAAUAAGAAUAGACAAAAGCGAAAUCAGGGCAAUAAUUGACAUCAACGAAGAUCCAGUAAUACUGACAGAAAAUAAGCUAUCAUACUCGAAAGAGGAACCCACGAAGGAUUUUCACGUUCUAUUCAAAUAUGGUCUUAAUAUACCGUCCAGGAACCUAGAGUCAUUUGGAAAUAAAACAUUUAUAUCAGCUUAUAAGUGCGAAUACCUGUCUCCUGAUAAAAGGGACUGUAGCAGAUGCAAGUACCUAAACGUGGUGGAAGGGUUCAAUUGUGUCUGGUGCGGGAAGCUCUAUGGAUGUGUGGAAAGUGAAAUAUGUACAGAUAACCCCACUUGUUCUCCACCUGAAAUUGACAAGAUUGAGCCAACUGAUGGACCAAUAGGUGGAGGCACAUUCAUCAAAAUAGAAGGAAGAAAUCUAGGUGCAUCUCUAGCAGAGGUUACAAAUGUGACAGUUGCUGGUGUUAAAUGUUCAAAUCUGCACUUUGUUCAAACAAGUUUGCAGUGUACGACUGGAAAAAGUAAUGGACCACUUUCCGGAGAUGUUAUGGUACUUGUUUCGGGACACUGGUCGAAUAGAACAGUAAAGUUUCAGUAUAAGACUCCAGAAAUAACUGGUAUAUACCCGGAGUCCAUCAUUAAAUCUGGAGUCCGUAUUAUACGGAUAGCUGGGCAAAACAUCAACAUUGGAAACAGAAAAUACCAAGUGAUACUGUCGCCUUUGAAUUCUUCUGAACAAAACAAAACGUGUGCCAUAGAUAUGGAUCAAUCUACAGACGACGGGGAAAUAUUCUGUAUUCCAGAGAAAUCUGAUGUUUUGGGUGAACAUGUUGUACAAGUAGUGUUUGAUUCCAAAACUAUAACGAAAUUAAAAGACAAGUUUUUGACAUAUCUCUCGAACCCUUACAUAAAUGGAACAACACCUCCAUCAACCAACAUGAAAAGUAUAAUGAGUGGCGGACUUGGAUUUCUUGUGCAGGGUCAGGGGUUUGUUGAUGUCAUCGAAAAUAUUCUGAUUAGCUUGUCAGAGUCAAGUAUUGAAGGACCGAAAUGCAGUAGACAAAGUUCAGUUCUUUUAUACUGCAAAUUUCCACAAAUGCAACAGGAAGGGCAACAAACUAGAAAGAAAAGAGACAUUGUUUAUCAAACCAUUGUUAUUCAUAUCGAUGGGUUCAAGUUUGUGAUUUCAAGGACCGUCAUAUAUGUGAGCGAUCCUGUCAUUUUUGAGUUGAAUGGAAACCGUUCCUUUAAUUAUGACCCAUCGUCAGAAAACAGGAAUAUAUAUGUUAAGGGGGAUCAGUUGAACACUAUCACUGAUAUAAAAGACUACUUCGUCCAUGUUGGUAGUGGUGAGUGUGUUAUCCUUGAACUGUUCAGCGACACUUUAAAGUGUUUACCUCCAUACAAGGAACCAUCGCCACGUUUAAGCGAGGAUAAACUCUACAUCAGGGUAAGAGUUGGAAACAUCAAUACAAUCAUUGGUGUUGUUCAAUAUCCUUUAAGAGGAACGGCAACAUCUGUAUCAAACAAUACUCUCUAUACUAUCCUGGCCUCUUUAGCGUUCCUGAUUGUCAUUGCCUGUGUUGCAUUCAUCUUAAUUCGGCAAAGAAAACAAGACAAAGUUAAGACGACUAAAAGAACAAGGGUAUCAAUGGAAAAUAUUCAGGGAGAUUCAGCCCGGCUUAACGAGGAUCAGCAUGCAGUAGUAGCAGAUUUUGGAUUGUCACGUGAUAUUUAUGAGAAAGAUUACUACAGUAGUAGUAACAAGAAAACAAGGCUACCAGUAAAAUGGAUGGCCCCAGAAAGCCUCGAGAAGGGAAUAUACAGCUCACAAUCGGACGUGUGGUCCUUUGGAGUCACCAUGUGGGAGCUUCUUACAAGGGGAAGUAAGCCAUACCCGGAAGUGGAUGGAUGGGACAUGUUAAAGUACUUAAAGAAUUCCAGACGGUUGCCAAAACCAACCAAAUGUCCAGACAUACUAUACAAUAAAAUGCUCAGAUGCUGGAAUCUCGAUCCCGAUGAAAGACCAUCAUUUUCAGAUCUUGUAAUAGAGCUCUCUGAAAUAGUUUCUUCAACCGAUGAAAAGUUUGAGACGCAUUCUGAUUACCAAAGUCUCCAAAACACAUACAUAAACACAGGCAUAGAGGAUUAUCUCCAGUUAGAAAAUUAG
Saccostrea cuccullata (small rock oyster) is the source of this 3132-nucleotide messenger RNA. RefSeq names its product hepatocyte growth factor receptor-like. Lineage: Eukaryota; Metazoa; Mollusca; Bivalvia; Ostreida; Ostreidae. The transcript has 17 exons. Gene Ontology annotation, biological process: semaphorin-plexin signaling pathway involved in axon guidance; protein phosphorylation; regulation of cell migration. The coding region runs from base 1 to 3132 and encodes 1043 amino acids. The record is from RefSeq and is a predicted model, not a curated record. Gene Ontology annotation, molecular function: ATP binding; protein binding; semaphorin receptor activity. Gene Ontology annotation, cellular component: semaphorin receptor complex; plasma membrane.